AUGAGCAGGGGUAGAGACACUGUAGACAGUCAUCGACGUGUGCGUGAUAAGCAGGAUAGAGACACUCUAGACAGUCAUCGACGUGUGCGAGAUGAGCAGGGUAGAGACACUGUAGACAGUCAUCGACGUGAGCGGGACCAGCAGGGUAGAGACACUGUAGACAGUCAUCGACGUGAGGGGGACCAGCAGGGUAGAGACACUGUAGACAGUCAUCGACGUGUGCGAGAUGAGCAGGGUAGAGACACUGUAGACAGUCAUCGACGUGAGCGGGACCAGCAGGGUAGGGACACUGUAGACAGUCAUCGACGUGAGCGGGACCAGCAGGGUAGAGAGACUGUUGACAGUCUUCGACGUGAGCGGGACCAGCAGGGUAGAGACACUGUUGACCGUCUUCGACGUGAGUGGGAUCAGCAGGGUAAAGACACUGUAGACAGUCAUCGACGUGUGCGGGACCAGCAGGGUAGAGACACUGUUGACAGUCUUCGACGUGAGUGGGAUCAGCAGGGUAGAGACACUGUAGACAGUCAUCGACGUGUGCGAGAUGAGCAGGACAGUCAUCGACGUGAGCGAGAUGAGCAGGGUAGAGACACUGUAGACAGUCUUCGACGUGAGCGGGACCAGCAGGGUAGAGACACUGUUGACAGUCUUCGACGUGAGCGGGACCAGCAGGGUAGAGACACUGUAGACAGUCUUCGACGUGAGCGGGACCAGCAGGGUAGAGACACUGUAGACAGUCAUCGACGUGAGCGGGACCAGCAGGGUAGAGACACUGUUGACAGUCUUCGACGUGAGCGGGACCAGCAGGGUAGAGACACUGUUGACAGUCUUCGACGUGAGCGGGACCAGCAGGGUAGAGACACUGUAGACAGUCAUCGACGUGUGCGAGAUGAGCAGGGUAGAGACACUGUAGACAGUCUUCGACGUGUGCGGGACCAGCAGGGUAGAGACACUGUAGACAGUCUUCGACGUGUGCGAGAUCAGUAA
This is a messenger RNA of Haliotis rufescens (red abalone), 984 nucleotides long. Its product is annotated as trichohyalin-like. The record is from RefSeq and is a predicted model, not a curated record. Lineage: Eukaryota; Metazoa; Mollusca; Gastropoda; Lepetellida; Haliotidae. Bases 1 to 984 code for a protein of 327 amino acids. The transcript is spliced from 3 exons.